Messenger RNA from Mustela lutreola (European mink), 2572 nucleotides. RefSeq names its product kelch like family member 20 (gene KLHL20). The transcript is spliced from 12 exons. Lineage: Eukaryota; Metazoa; Chordata; Mammalia; Carnivora; Mustelidae. Bases 155 to 1984 code for a protein of 609 amino acids. Gene Ontology annotation, molecular function: protein binding. The record is from RefSeq and is a predicted model, not a curated record.
AGAGGAGAGGGGUGGGGAGGAAAUAGCUCGAGGAUCUGCAUCCUGCUUGCGCUAGCGGCGGCUGAGCGGCGGGCAGAGAGGGGGCGGCGGCAGAGAAGAAAGUGACAGAGCCGGUUCGGCUUUAGAGCGUUGUGAAGGGUACUUUUCAUGGUGCAUGGAAGGAAAGCCAAUGCGCAGGUGUACCAACAUUCGACCAGGAGAAACUGGAAUGGAUGUAACAAGCCGCUGCACCCUUGGAGACCCCAAUAAACUGCCAGAAGGGGUUCCCCAACCCGCUCGCAUGCCCUAUAUCUCAGACAAGCACCCUCGACAGACCUUGGAAGUGAUUAACCUUCUGAGAAAGCACCGGGAGCUCUGCGAUGUGGUGCUAGUUGUGGGCGCUAAGAAGAUAUAUGCCCAUCGAGUCAUUUUGUCAGCCUGUAGUCCCUAUUUCCGAGCUAUGUUUACUGGAGAAUUGGCAGAAAGCCGUCAGACAGAAGUAGUGAUUCGAGACAUAGAUGAGAGGGCUAUGGAACUACUGAUUGACUUUGCAUAUACCUCCCAGAUAACUGUGGAAGAGGGCAAUGUUCAGACCCUUCUGCCAGCUGCUUGCCUCCUUCAGCUGGCAGAAAUACAGGAAGCUUGCUGUGAAUUCUUAAAGAGACAAUUAGAUCCUUCUAAUUGCCUGGGCAUUCGGGCUUUUGCUGACACACAUUCAUGUCGUGAGUUGCUAAGGAUAGCAGACAAGUUUACUCAACAUAACUUUCAAGAGGUGAUGGAAAGUGAAGAGUUCAUGUUGCUUCCAGCCAAUCAGCUCAUUGAUAUAAUAUCCAGUGAUGAACUAAAUGUUCGCAGUGAAGAACAGGUGUUCAACGCGGUGAUGGCCUGGGUCAAAUAUAGUAUUCAAGAAAGACGUCCUCAGUUACCCCAGGUGCUGCAGCACGUUCGUCUGCCUUUGCUUAGUCCCAAGUUCCUGGUGGGCACCGUAGGCUCUGAUCCCCUCAUCAAAAGUGAUGAAGAAUGCAGAGACUUGGUAGAUGAAGCUAAAAACUAUCUCCUAUUGCCUCAAGAACGACCACUAAUGCAAGGACCAAGGACAAGACCACGGAAACCUAUUCGAUGUGGAGAAGUACUCUUUGCAGUCGGUGGCUGGUGCAGUGGAGAUGCCAUUUCUAGUGUUGAAAGAUAUGAUCCACAGACCAACGAAUGGCGAAUGGUAGCUUCAAUGAGCAAAAGGCGAUGUGGAGUUGGGGUCAGUGUUCUUGAUGACCUGCUUUAUGCAGUAGGAGGCCAUGAUGGAUCUUCUUAUCUCAAUAGUGUUGAAAGGUAUGACCCCAAAACCAACCAAUGGAGUAGUGAUGUGGCUCCUACAAGUACCUGCAGGACAAGUGUUGGUGUGGCAGUGCUCGGAGGCUUUCUCUAUGCUGUGGGUGGCCAGGAUGGCGUGUCCUGCCUCAACAUUGUGGAGAGGUAUGAUCCAAAGGAAAACAAAUGGACGCGAGUGGCUUCUAUGAGCACCAGAAGACUCGGCGUGGCCGUGGCUGUGUUAGGAGGGUUCUUAUACGCUGUGGGUGGCUCUGAUGGGACAUCUCCACUCAACACAGUAGAGCGCUACAAUCCUCAGGAAAACAGAUGGCACACCAUAGCUCCUAUGGGGACGCGGAGGAAACACCUAGGCUGUGCUGUGUAUCAGGACAUGAUCUAUGCCGUAGGAGGUAGAGAUGACACUACAGAGCUUAGCAGCGCGGAGAGAUACAACCCCAGAACUAACCAGUGGUCUCCGGUGGUGGCUAUGACAUCCCGCCGUAGCGGAGUUGGCCUGGCCGUAGUGAAUGGACAGCUCAUGGCUGUAGGCGGCUUCGAUGGCACCACAUACUUGAAGACCAUUGAAGUGUUUGAUCCUGAUGCCAAUACAUGGAGGUUAUAUGGCGGGAUGAAUUACCGUCGGCUGGGGGGUGGUGUAGGAGUUAUUAAAAUGACACAUUGUGAAUCCCAUAUAUGGUGAACAUCUAGAAGACAGUCAUGUACAUGCUUCUCUGUAUUCUGGAGAGCUUUGACUUUUGACUUUGGAGCUUUGUAUAGCUCAAGAAAACAUUAGAACAAAUUUUAUUCGUUGCCGGUGCCUCAACAUAUGGAAAUACAAAUACAAUGAAAGUACUUCAACUGCAAGAUGCCAUCUUUGCACAAAAAUUCUCAACUCUGUGCAGAAUAUUUAUUUUUGGUUUUAAUUUAUCAUGGGUUUUUUGUUGUUGGGUUUUUUGUCAUUGUUUCGUUUUGUUUUGCUUUGGGUUUAGCCUUCCUCCCACUAAAAAAGGACAAAAAAAAAAAAAAAGGAAAAGAAAAAAUUCCAAGGAGCAAGGUUUAUUUUUAAGAUAUUAAGUCUGAAAAUACUAAUUAAGGGAGAAGGGCUCUACAUGAUCUGGUUAUUUUCAGGCACUCCAUCCACACGACUCCGCAACUUUCAAGGACUACCAGUGAUAAAGAUAGGUAUGCCAAGGGCAUUGUUUAGCCAUCAUGCUUACACUAAGCACCAGAAGACUUGAAAAUCUACAAAAAAAAAAAAAAAAAAAAAAGAAGAAGAAGAAGAAAGAAA